AUGAACACCGAAAAGUUUGUUCGCGUCACGAUGCUAUUCAAGAAAAACCCCGGUAUGUCUGAUGAGAGAUUCAACGAGUACUGGGCCCAUAUUCAUGGCCCGUUGUGCAUUGAUUGGAUGAAGAGGUAUGGAAUCCUCAAAUGCGCACAGAAGCACAUCAACAAGGACGGCAUGAAACACCUAGCGACUACUUUGCCUGCAUGGCCUUUGUCAACAUUUGAUGCAAUUGAAGACUUCUACGUCCGUGAGUUGAAGGAUUUCACCGAUGCCAUCUUGGAUGACUUCUACCAGAACACUUUGCUCCCAGACGCUGGUGUCUUCGCCGAUGCCGCAAGCAUUUUUCUUUCUGUUGGGGAGGACUAUAUUGUUGUUGAUGAUGGGAAAGUGAUUGAGCAGCACGAACGAGACUACCAUUGCGCUUGA
Orbilia oligospora ATCC 24927 is the source of this 423-nucleotide messenger RNA. RefSeq lists its product as uncharacterized. The coding region runs from base 1 to 423 and encodes 140 amino acids. Gene Ontology annotation, molecular function: oxidoreductase activity. The record is from RefSeq and is a predicted model, not a curated record. The transcript is spliced from 2 exons. Lineage: Eukaryota; Fungi; Ascomycota; Orbiliomycetes; Orbiliales; Orbiliaceae.